AACAGUUUAUAUCUAGUGUGCUGUGUCUCACAUGCAGACCUGAACUCUCCUCCUUGAUUAGCUGUUUCAUUUUGGUGAAUCAAGACAGAAAGUGGGAACAAUGAGGAGCCAGAAGCUGGGUUUCCUGUCCAGGCUGCUCUGCAAAUGGCCUCCACAGUCGUCUCUCAUCGGUAAAUCAAUGCUUCCUGUGCUCCUGCUGGUCAGACUGGUGAUACUGGGAGCUGCAGCACAUACGGCCUGGGGGGAUGAUGACAAGUUUGAGUGUAAUUCUAGAAUGCCAGGCUGUAAAGAGGUCUGUUACGAUCAGCUCACACCUUUGGCUGCUACACGUUUGUGGACACUACAGCUGCUUCUAGUUUUGUCUCCGGGUCUAGUUUUCCAUUGCUACUUGCUCCACUUGAUCAACCAGGAGAAUCAGGUAAAGAAGGCUGAUGGUAAGGUCAAAGGUCACGCUCUGGGCAUGUACCAGGCCUGCAUGGUGUCUGUAAUACUGAUAGAGGUUGUGUUUGUAUUGAUACAGUCACUACUCUACGGCUUCUGGGUGCGUGUAAACUACAGCUGUUCAAGGUUUCCAUGUUCCCACCACGUCGACUGUUUCGUUCCUCGUUCGGGGCAAAAGACCAGUUUCCUCUUCAUCAUGUUCAUCACAUCCUGUGUUUCUCUGCUGCUGAGCGCCGUGGAGCUGAUAUGUGUGAUGGUGAGGAACAGGCAGCAGCACGGAGCAGACGUCGUUCAGUCAGGGUCAGAGGUCACAGAGGAUCCAAGCUUCCUGGAGCAGCUGCUGAGCCUGUGGCACUGUCACUCCAGCCUCUUAGGUAAAACAAGCCUCCCAGUGUUGCAGCUGAUCCGUGUGGUUAUGGUGGGAGCAGCGGUGCAGCCGGUCUGGGACAAAGAGUUCACAGGAUUUGUUUGUGACACUCAACAACCAGGCUGCACUCACGCUGCAUUCAGUCACAUCUUCUCUUUGUCUUUGCAUCAGUACUGGACUCUGCAGGUGGUUCUGAUUUUGGCUCCUGGUCUGAUUUUCCUUUGCUACUUGGUUCAUGUCAUCAUGCAGAAUAAAAAGUGCGACCAAUGAGCUCAGGUUAAAGGUCACGUCCUCAGGGCUUAUCUGGGUCUCCUGUCAGCAGGUGUUCUGCUGGAGGUGGGAUUUGCUCUGUUUCAGGCUGUAACAUUCGGCUUCUACCUGUCCAACACCUAUAAAUGUGGCAUGAAUCCAUGUCCGGGUCAAGUCGAUUGUUACAUGUCCCAGACAACAGAGAAGUCGUGGUUCAUUGUCAUCAUGUUCACUGUGACGUGUCUGUCAGGCCUGUUUACUCUGAUAGAGCUGUGUGUGGUGCUGAUCAGAACGAGACCCUGGAACAAACAGCAGAACAACAAGAUCUCAGAGACGUCUGGAUUUCAGAUGGACCUCAAAGAAGAAGGAGCCACUGCAGAGAGCAAUGAAAGCUGCUCUAAACUCAACAUCUGAACUGGGAGGAAGAGAAGGUUGUUGUGAGGAUGAACUCUCAAACCUGCGUGACUCCUUGACACUUGUAAUUUUGUACCUGUAUGAGAUUAUUUUCAUUUUUUUGUGAUAUGCAAUGUUUUUUGACACAAUAACAAAAUGUACAUUGUCUACAUAUGUGUUAAAUUUCCCAUAAAGACGCAGAUGAGA
This is a messenger RNA of Betta splendens (Siamese fighting fish), 1657 nucleotides long. Its product is annotated as gap junction Cx32.2 protein-like. The coding region runs from base 101 to 1078 and encodes 325 amino acids. Lineage: Eukaryota; Metazoa; Chordata; Actinopteri; Anabantiformes; Osphronemidae. Gene Ontology annotation, biological process: cell communication. The record is from RefSeq and is a predicted model, not a curated record. The transcript is spliced from 11 exons. Gene Ontology annotation, cellular component: connexin complex.